AUGGGCUCUGUGUCCAAGCAGCAGUGUACAGGGAGCUGCGCAAAGACCGAGGAGGAGGAGGGUCCGACCCACGAGGAAGACUCGCAGUCCUUCCACGGCAGCGGCGUGUGCAAGUGGUUCAACGUGAGGAUGGGCUUCGGCUUCCUGUCCAUGACGAGUCGGGAGGGGGCCCAGCUCGACACCCCCGUGGACGUGUUCGUGCACCAGAGCAAGCUGCACAUGGAGGGUUUCCGCAGCUUGAAGGAGGGUGAGGCUGUGGAGUUUACCUUCAAGAAGUCCUCCAAGGGUCUGGAGUCCCUGCGAGUGACCGGGCCUGGAGGCGCUCCCUGCCUGGGCAGCGAGAGGAGACCGAAGGGGAAGAGCAUGCAGAAGCGCCGCUCGAAGGGGGACCGAUGCUACAACUGCGGAGGACUGGACCACCAUGCCAAAGAGUGCAAGCUGCCCCCGCAGCCCAAAAAGUGCCAUUUUUGUCAGAGCGUCGCACAUAUGGUGGCCAACUGUCCGGCGAAAGCGCAGCAGUCGUCGCCCGGCUCCCAGGGAAGGCCGGUCUCCUCGAGAGCCGAGGAAGAAGAGGCGGCUCGCGCCUGUCUCGUUGCCCCGGAGAGCUCCAAAUGA
Molecule: messenger RNA, 615 nt
Organism: Scleropages formosus (Asian bonytongue)
Lineage: Eukaryota; Metazoa; Chordata; Actinopteri; Osteoglossiformes; Osteoglossidae
Gene: lin28aa
Product: lin-28 homolog Aa
Exons: 4
Coding region: 1-615 (204 amino acids)
Biological process (GO): pre-miRNA processing
Cellular component (GO): cytoplasm; nucleus
Molecular function (GO): mRNA binding; zinc ion binding
Source: RefSeq, a predicted model, not a curated record